UAGAAACUUGACGAUGUCUAUACAGAGAACCGGCAGUAGCUGAAGGAAUCUGACUGACACUUCGGGAUUGGCCAACGAGAGGAGGUCUUCGUGGUCCAGCAGCUGACCGCAGAAAUUUCCAGCGUCCAAACAGACUUUUCUCUGCAGUGAAAACUACCGUGAUGGCAGUCCUGGGCAGUGCCGGUCGCUUGAUCCAAUUUGCCAGGAGCAGUGUCAAUCUAAGUGUGAGGAGACACGCCACUGCUGCUGCUUUAGCCCAGACUCUAGAAACGCAGGAGAACAGAAAACCUAGGACAGGCAUCCUGAUGCUGAACAUGGGAGGACCCGAGAAGCUAGAAGAUGUUCACGACUUUCUGCUGCGGCUCUUUAUGGACACAGACCUGAUGAAACUUCCUGUACAGAAUAAGCUUGGUCCAUUCAUCGCCAAACGUCGCACGCCAAAGAUCCAGGAGCAGUACAGUAAGAUCGGAGGAGGCUCGCCCAUCAAACACUGGACCUCCAUGCAGGGAGAGGGCAUGGUGAAGCUGCUGGACGAGAUGAGUCCUGAGACAGCUCCUCACAAGUUCUAUAUCGGUUUCCGGUACGUUCACCCGCUGACAGAGGAAGCCAUUGAAGAGAUGGAGAAAGACGGAGUGGAGAGAGCUGUGGCCUUCACACAGUAUCCUCAAUACAGCUGCUCCACCACAGGCAGCAGCCUCAAUGCCAUCUACCGUUACUACAGCAACAGAGGCGACAGGCCAAAAAUGCGCUGGAGUGUCAUCGACCGCUGGCCCACACACCCUCUGCUAGUGGAGUGUUUUGCAGAACACGUCACUAACGAGUUGCUGAAGUUCCCAGAAGAGAAGAGAGAUGAUGUCGUCAUUCUGUUCUCAGCACACUCACUCCCUCUGGCUGUUGUAAACAGAGGUGACCCGUAUCCCCAGGAGGUGGGAGCCACAGUUCAGAGAGUCAUGGAGAGACUGGGACACUGUAAUCCUUACAGACUGGUGUGGCAAUCUAGGGUGGGCCCCAUGCCGUGGCUCGGCCCUCAGACAGACGAAGUGAUUAAAGGUCUCUGUGAACGAGGGAAGAAGAACAUCCUGCUGGUGCCUAUCGCCUUCACCUCAGACCACAUAGAGACUUUGCACGAACUUGACAUCGAGUAUGGACAGGUGCUGGGGGGGGAGUGCGGGGUUGAGAACAUCAGGAGAGCAGAGUCAUUAAAUGGGAACCCUCUCUUUAUGAAGGCACUAGCAGACUUGGUCCAGUCUCACCUGAAGUCCAAUGAGCCAUGUUCCCGACAGCUAACCCUUCGCUGCCCGCUGUGCACAAACCCCAUCUGUGAGGAGACCAAGGCCUUCUUCACCAACCAGAAACUCUCAUAGAACCACACAAACACUCUCACUCUCUAAUGCCAGGAUCCUCUGAUUCCUGCAGCAGGGCUGCCUGUGAAGAAACAUAAUGCCUUCUCCAAUAAGCAGAAGCUUCAUACAUAAACACUCACCGUUUCCCCAGCAAGGGUGCCUGUUACAUAGAAAAUAAAACACGAAGAACGACUCAAAUGGUUUCUG
Messenger RNA from Monopterus albus (swamp eel), 1550 nucleotides. RefSeq names its product ferrochelatase (gene fech). Bases 162 to 1364 code for a protein of 400 amino acids. Gene Ontology annotation, molecular function: protoporphyrin ferrochelatase activity. Lineage: Eukaryota; Metazoa; Chordata; Actinopteri; Synbranchiformes; Synbranchidae. Gene Ontology annotation, biological process: heme biosynthetic process. Gene Ontology annotation, cellular component: mitochondrion. The transcript has 11 exons. The record is from RefSeq and is a predicted model, not a curated record.